GAAGCAACAUCAAAUCAUCUGUGUAGUAAUGAAAAUUGGCAUCGGAACAGCGGCUUCAAUGGUUGAAAUAAGGAAAGUCGCUUCAAUACCAAAUUCUCUGAGGCCAGCGAAAUGAGAUCGUGGCUACGAUUCGCAGGACGAUAAUAAGAUGUGGACGUCGCGGCUACGCACGAGGCGGAAGUGGCAUCAACCACCCUCCGGGAGCGGAGGGACGUUACCAGAGUUCCGGACGAGGAGUCGAAUAAAUUUUGUAUGGUCGAUCCUUGCCACGCUGCUGGUAACUGCCACGAGACAAAUUGAGAGUGCGGAGUGUCCACCCCCCGAGGGCAUCCCCGGCUGUCCCUGCUAUAACUUCGAAGACGGACUCUUCCUGGAGUGCGCUGGCGCUACCGAAGAGUCGUUGAGGGUCGCCCUGCUCGGGGUACUUAUUACAUCUGGCGGUGAAGGAGCAGUCGUCCAAUCGUUGAGCGUCUACGAACUAGACCGUAACGUCGAGGAGCUAAGAGAAGUCGCCUUCCCGAUCGGCACCCAGAUCCGGCAUCUGCAGAUAUCACACUCGCGGAUAAAGGAAAUUAGCGAGAAUGUUUUCGAGCGGCUUGGUCAGAGCCUCGAGUCCUUGGCCCUUGUUUCUGGGCGUCUUCCACACGUGCCACAAAAGGCUUUGGCGCCUCUGCUGCGUCUCACGGUCCUGGACCUUGAGGGGAAUCUCGUUCACGAUCUUCCUAGCUACAGCUUUUACGGAUUAUCUUUGACAAAACUGAACGUGAAAGGGAACCAAAUCACAAAGAUAUCAGAAUACGCUUUCACGGGGCUUGAGGACACGCUAACAGAUUUGGACCUCGCCGAGAAUAAGAUUAGGGUUUUCCCCAUGACGGCACUGAGGCGAUUGGAGCGUCUCACGUCGCUGCGGUUGGCUUGGAACGAGAUAUCCGAGCUGCCCGAGGAUGGAUACUCGAAGCUAAAAGCUUUGAAUUUUUUAGAUCUUAGUAGUAACAAUUUUGAAGUUAUCACACUAAACUGCUUUAGAUGUUGCCCGUCCUUACGAACUCUAUCGCUGUAUUACAAUGCGGUGGAGUCGGUUGACAAGGAUGCCUUCAUAUCGCUAAGUUUCCUCGAAUCCAUCGACUUGAGUCACAACAAGAUAGUAUUCCUAGACAUUUCUACAUUCCGUGCCAAUCAGAGGCUGAAGUCGAUUGACCUCAGUCACAACCACAUCCACUACAUACGAGGCGUGUUCUCGAAACUGCCAGACCUCAAGGAGCUCUUCCUUGCGGAAAACAACAUCUUGGAGAUACCGCCUGAGGCCUUUACCGGCAGCACCAGCCUCUCAGUCGUCUAUCUUCAGCAGAACGCAAUCAGAAGGAUAGACCCUCAGGGUCUAGCAACCUUGAAUCAGCUGGCCCAGCUACAUCUAAGUGGAAACUACAUAGAGAAAAUUCCUCGAGACUUCCUAGGACAUUGCGAGAACCUUUCUACGCUUUCACUCGACGGCAACAACAUCCGCGAGCUCGAAGUCGGGACAUUUGCCAAAGUUAAGCAGCUCCGGGAGCUCCGUCUGCAAGACAACCAGAUCACUGAGGUAAAGAGAGACGUUUUUACCCCACUGCCAUCCCUCCUUGAACUCCAUCUUCAGAACAACGCUAUCACCGACAUGGAGACUGGAGCUCUGAGGUCUCUGCACAACCUACAGCACGUCAACUUACAAGGGAACCUACUCGCUGUUCUCGGAGACGUGUUCCAGAUAUCGAACGACGUUGGCCAGAAUGGGAACGGUGGCAGCUCACUAGUCUCUAUUCAGCUGGACAAUAACGGACUUGGCGUUUUGCACAAUGAUUCGCUCCGGGGUCAGGCAUCGGUACGAAUAAUGUGGUUGGGACACAACAGGCUGACUCGUCUUCAAGCACCGCUAUUUCGCGACUUGCUACUCGUCGAACGACUCUAUCUGACAAAUAAUUCUAUAUCCAGAAUAGAGGACGCGGCCUUUCAGCCGAUGCAGGCACUCAAGUUUCUCGAACUCAGUAUGAACCGCCUCAGCCACGUUACAGUCAAGACUUUCUCGGAACUUCACGAACUCGAAGAACUCUAUCUCCAGGACAACGGACUACGAAGACUCGAUCCGUACUCUUUGACGGCUCUGAAAAGACUUCGGGUACUUGACCUGGCCAAUAACCAUCUCAACGUUCUCCACGACACGAUAUUUCAAGAGGGACUGCCGAUCAGGACGUUGAAUCUCCGGAAUUGCACUGUCAGUGUCAUAGAGCGCGGGGCUUUCAGAGGGUUAAAUAACCUUUACGAGUUGAACCUGGAACACAAUCAUCUAACGGCCGCUGCCUUGGAUAGGCUUGACAUACCCGGACUCAGAGUUCUCAGGGUGUCUCACAACAACUUCAGCCAAAUAAACGGUGAAUCACUGGAUGGCAUUCCUUCGGUUCAACAGCUCACCAUGGACUCGGUCCAGCUUCGUCGGAUUCCGCCCGAAAUAUUUUCAAAGAAUAAAAUCCUUGGUAAGUUGAUACUGAGUAAUAACAUCCUGCGAAGUCUUCCCGGGCUGUUGUUAAUCGGUCUAGAAUUGCUGAAGGAAGUUAAGCUCGACGGUAACAGGUUUCAAGACAUUCCUUACGAUGCUUUCGCUAAUGCCACAUCGAUAGAGAUACUGUCAUUCGCCAAGAAUGUGAUCCUGAAUGUAGACGUGUCGAAACUCAAUGGUAUAACAAACCUCAGGGAUCUUGACCUUCAUGGAAAUUAUAUUUCUUCUCUUUACGGAUUUGCCGCGGCUAACUUGUCCCGCCUCAACUCAGUCGAUUUGAGUCAUAACCGCUUGACUGCUCUUCCCGCGAACUUCUUCGUCCACUCGCACUUGUUACGACGCGUCGACCUCGCGGUUAACAACUUUCAUCAAAUACCUGGCGUUGCCCUAUCAGCCCAAAAUAUACCAGGACUCAGCUGGCUCAACAUGACCGCCAAUCCUCUGCUGAGAAUUCACGAAAUCAGCUCGGAAGCGAAGUACCCGGCUCUUCAGGAGAUUCACAUCUCUGCCACCAAUCUCACCAUCGUAACCAGCCAGGAUUUCGAAGCGUUUCCGGCACUGAUGCACCUCUUCAUGGGAAGCAAUGUUAUAUCCAGAGUGUCUCCAAGCGCCUUUCGAAACCUGCCGAAUUUACUAACCCUCGACAUGAGCUCGAACGAACUCGAGCUCCUGCCCCAGGAGAGGCUGAAGAGACUAGAGCAUCUAAAGCUGCUUAACUUGACGCACAACAAACUAAAGGAACUCGAAAAUUUCCCACCAGACUUAAAAUCCUUACAGAUUCUAGAUUUAUCUCAUAAUCAGAUCGGCGGUGUUGGAAAGAACACCUUCCAACACCUAGAGAAACUCGAGGAACUGCAUUUGUAUGGAAAUUGGAUAUCCUUCAUAUCUCCGGACGCCUUCAGACCACUGAAAAAACUCCGUAUUCUCGAUCUCAGCAAAAAUUAUUUGGAAAAUCUACCUCUCAACGCAUUUCGACCCCUGGAAACACAAAUCCGGAGUCUUCGAGCCGAAGAAAAUCCCCUCAACUGUGGAUGCGAGUCUCAAGAACUUUGGGAAUGGCUGAGGGACCAUCAAAAGCUUGUGGGUGGCGUUGGCCGAAAUAGAGGUGGAAUGGGAGUCAAUGAGAUGGAAAGUGGAUUGCUGAGAUGCGAAAAACCUCCGGAACUUCGGGGCCAGGUAUUCCUGGACCUCGACCCCCACGCCUUUUGUUCGGCUCCGCUCAUCCCUAAGCUCGCUAUCCAGGACAUUCAACCGUUUUCGGUUCUCGUUUCUUGGCAGAGCAGAAACCAUUCUAAGCUUCAAGGAUACCAAGUGGCGUAUCACGCGAUGGACAACGUUGAUCAGGUGCGAGGAAAGGUGCUGGAGUCAAACGCCCGUUCAGUAAAACUUCCGAAACUGUUCUCAAACACGCGUUACCGGAUCUGCGUAUUCGGCCUGGGGAACUGGGGUGACCUUGAAGAGCAGAGAAACAUGAUUGGUCAGUUCAACGCAUCGCAUGGUGAUAUUUUCGAGAUGAUGAUGCUGCCGGAAAUGAUCGACUCUCGGACGAGUCGAUGUACGGAAGUGAAGACCCUGGAGGCCGUGGAAACGGAAAUCACCAGUAUCGGCUCCGUCGGGGAAGUGGAAGGAGUGACGAGCAUACUAACCCGAAGAUUAGGUUUGAUAGUCGGGUGCUGCAUGGGUUUUGUCGUAUUCAUAGUCCUGGUUUCCGUGCUCGGUUAUCUCAAAGUGAAGAAACAGAGGGAAGCUGUGAAGCGAGACCAGCAGGCCAUUCCAUCGGAGUGCAUCUCCUACCGGCACUUCAGCAUCCAAAGUGGAGAAGCCGGACACGGGGCUAGAGUUACGAGCCAGGAUUCACAGCAGCAGCAUCCCAGCUUCAUCAGCAACGUCGGAAACACUUCUCUAAACGUUUAGGCGUUGGCCAAAAACGAUUAUUCGGGGUUGAAAUGAG
Messenger RNA from Diprion similis, 4478 nucleotides. RefSeq names its product protein artichoke-like. Gene Ontology annotation, molecular function: protein binding. The coding region runs from base 149 to 4441 and encodes 1430 amino acids. Lineage: Eukaryota; Metazoa; Arthropoda; Insecta; Hymenoptera; Diprionidae. The transcript has 5 exons. The record is from RefSeq and is a predicted model, not a curated record.